AGUAGUAGAUUCGUUGCGUUCCCCACCGGCAGUCGAUUGCCUGCCCAUCGUCCCUCUUCCUCUUCAUUCCAAUCCCACACCACAACUCUACUCAACUCAACUCCACAAGAAGCAAGCAACUGCUUCUGCUUGCGAUUCGAUCUGAGACAUCCUCGGCGAGGUUCUUUUCUUCUCCUCUGCCUCUUCGUCAGUUCUAGAUAGAUUGGAUGUGAUGUGAGGCGGCUCAGAUGGAUAAUACUAAAGAGGAGUAGUGAGAUUUUCCCUAAAACAAAAAAAAGGAGGAUGGGGCUCAAGGUGGAGGAGGAUCCGGAUGGCGGUGAGAAAGAGAAAACAAGGGCACAAGAUGCCAUCCCCCGCCUAUCUAGCUGCAGCACCGACGUCGAUUCUGGCCUCUCUCUUUGCCGGGUUUGUCACUGCGUCGAGCCUGAUCUCAGAGGGGACUCCGCCCUUGCUUUCUUAGGCAUUCUUCCGCAUGCCGACGACGAUGACGACCCCAACUCCAAAGAUGUCCUCGAGUUUGUAAGCCCCCAUGGGGAGAUUUUUGUCUGCACCAGCACCACUGACCUCGAAUCAGGCCCCCUGCACCAUCUCAUCGAUCUGGGAUGCUCCUGCAAGAACGACCUUGCUCUUGCGCAUUAUGCCUGCGCACUCAAGUGGUUCAUCAGCCACGGUUCCACUGUAUGCGAGAUAUGUGGAAAUGUCGCCGCAAAUGUAAGGCCUCUGGAUUUCAAUAAGGUCCUUGCAUCCUUGAAGGAAUAUGAAGCUCUCAGGGAAAGGACUUCCACUGGGGACCUCUCCUACUUGCAUUAUCGGGCUGAUACAGGUGUGGAUCCAGAUGCCGUUGCAGCGAUACGAAGACAGCGCCUCAGUGAGAUAUCCUCAUGGUUCAACCCUCAAAAUUCACACAUUGCUAUUUCUCACGGCCAAACCGAACAAACACCCGCUAGUCCAAGUGAUAAUGCUCUAGACCAUGGCGCUGUGGCAGCAGCAAGAGUAGCACAUGCAAGAUGGACUUUGGAGGGUACUGGAGUGUUUCUUGCCAUUGGCCUGGGUGUUAUUGUUCUUACAUGGUUAGUUGCUCCUCAUGUUGGCAAGAAAGCUGCAGUGAUUUGUCUUCACAUGCUUCUUGGAGGUUUAUGCACGUUGACUAUAAUAAUAUCCCUGAGAUUUGUUUUCCCACGGAUCCAGUAUGGGUCUAUGCGAUGUUGGGCGAUCUUGUUUGUGUUUUGGUUCCUUGUUUUUGGAGUUUGGGCAUCACGGACCCACAGUAUACGCUCCUCGUGAGGAAUGGAGUUCAUGGUGAGAAAGUAGGUUUCUUUAUUGAUGCCAUCCACAAUCCACAUCCAUUGUGCAGCGAUAGGUCUUUCAUCUGUGUAUAUUCAUCACUAUAUAUAUUGCUUUUGUAUUUUUUUUCAAUUAAAUAUGUCAGAUGUAUAUGCUUGACCAAAAGAAAAAUGAAAGGUAUGUUAUUUGUGUUAAAAUA
Oryza brachyantha (malo sina) is the source of this 1483-nucleotide messenger RNA. RefSeq lists its product as uncharacterized. Gene Ontology annotation, molecular function: zinc ion binding. NCBI's taxonomy places the organism in Eukaryota, Viridiplantae, Streptophyta, Magnoliopsida, Poales, Poaceae. The transcript is spliced from 3 exons. The record is from RefSeq and is a predicted model, not a curated record. The coding region runs from base 283 to 1284 and encodes 333 amino acids.